UGUAGGGUAGCAAACAUCGUCGGAAAACACGUUUCCAACACUGCAGGUUACCUGGUGUAAUGUUUUUCAGCUAAAAAGAAACAUGACUCCUACUUAACUACAUAAAGAGUAACUGAAGGUGAAAUGCAGCUAACAUGUCUUGUUUUAAGACAGGCACUUACACCUCCGCUCCGCUGCGACUCAGCCACCAUCGCUCUGGCAGCAACGGCUAGAGCCAGAGUGGGGGAGAGGCGAGCCGGAACAAACCAUUUUGGGCGGGGGGGGUUAUCUAUACUUUUGUGGUUAAAAUGUUACGUCUCAACCAAGUACGUAUGCUUUUUAUAUUUUUAGUAGUGUGUCACACAAACAGCAACUAUUGUCAAAAAAGUAAGAAAUCUUUGGGGGUGCUUUGAUUCAUUUAUGGGCUAAAAUCGCCCCUGUUGUCAGGAAGUAGGUUAUUUAUUACUUUAUACAUAAUUUGUGCCGUGAGAAAAUGGACCAGAUCUGUGAAUUUUAGUAUUUUUGAUUUUAAGAAUAGUGGAAAGAUUGAUGAUAGUGAACAUUUGUAAGUGUUGCCCCAAACCUGUGCACAGUAAUGCAAAUACGGUGUGAUCAGUGAACAGUAGAGACUGUGGAGUGAUUUGUAGUCCAGAAUGGUUUUUACUUUACUCAAAAUUUAAAUACUGCUUGAAAUGUUGUUAUGUAAAUUAUUUAUAUGAGACUUCCAGCUUAAUUUAUUGUAGCUGUUGGCAUGAUGACACUGUAUAUAAUUUGGAUUAUUUCUUUAUCUUGUCAAGAUCCAUGUCAUGAUUGUAAACUGUUUAAGCUGUACAUUACUUUGUUUGUUUUUUGUAGUCAACAUUUUGGUGCUUUUAUUUUGAAAGUCAAGUUCUCUGACAAGUUGCGCUAGUUUCCUCUUUGGGUAGAAAGAAGAAAAACACCUGUAAGCGCGCAGAAAGGAUGGUUUUAUUCGAAGACACGUUAAGUGGACUUUAACUACACACGAUUAAAGGAAACCUCAGAAGAACAGCGGCUAAUUCCCUUUUUGCAGCAUGCAGCCAACGAGAUGUCCAGCGUGUCUAUGAAGAGCUACGAAAGAUCUCUGCUCCAGACCAGGUCACGCGCCGUAGAGUGGAUCGGUGUGUAGAGAUUUCUACAUUUGUUGUAUCCAGAGCCUCAAGUAGGGUGCAUGGAAAGUCUCCAGAAAAGGAGGAGCAAGACUGGCCAGAAGCAGGCUCUCUCUUUAAUUCAAGCACCUGCAAUUCAGGUUCUGUGGCUUCCAUUUUGAAACGCACCUCAGUACUUUCAAGCAGGUCUUCUGCAAGACGACAAGAUGCUGCUGCUGAUGUUGCUGCAAGUCAGGCUGUUCUUAAAGUGCUACAAGAACAAGAAAAGGAACAGUUAGAAAUCGAGCGUCUAGAAGCUGAAGCUAAGAAGAAGAUAGCUGAGCAGGAGGCAGCAGCAGUAAAACGUCGGUUAGAAAGAGAGCAAGAAGAGGUAAAACGAAGAAUGCAGAGAGAGGAAGAGGAAGCUAAAAUUAAGGCUCAACUAGAGGAAGAGCACGUAGCUCUACAAAGGACUCUAGAGGAAAAACGGAGGAAAUUACAGCAUCUGGAGGCAAUGAAGGAUCUCAGUGCAGCAAGAGCGAGAAUGCUGGUGUACGAUCAAGAGAAUGACAAAGAAGAAGAGCAAAACGACGUACUGCAACCUGAGGUUGUAGUGGAUAAUAAAGUUUGUGCUCCCACCGGCUCUUUGCCCCAGUGUAUGCCUCCUGCACCACAAGUUGUGACCACUUCUUCAAAUGACAACACUGCAGAACUUGUCAAAGUGCUGGCAGGAGCUUUGAGUGCCAACCGAAUCCCAAUUCCUGAACCUACAGUAUUCAGUGGGGAUCCAUUGAAAUACAGUGACUGGAAAAUCUCCUUUGAAACGCUGAUUGACCAGAAGAGCAUUCAGGACAAGGAGAAAAUCUACUACCUUCGCCGGUAUGUAAGUGGACAAGCUAAGAAAGCAAUCGAUGGCUAUUUCCUUCUUGGAACCGAAUCAGCCUAUGCUGCAGCAGUUGAGGUUUUGGAGGAAAGAUAUGGAAACCCAUUCACGAUUGCAAAGGCAUAUAGAGACAAGCUUCAGACAUGGCCCAAGAUAGGCUCCAAGGACAGCUUUGAACUCAGAGAGUUUUCUGACUUUCUCCGUAGUUGUGAAGCUGCCAUGGUCCAUAUUAAGGCACUGGAAAUUUUGAAUGACUGUAAUGAAAACAGAAAAAUUUUGUCAAAGUUACCAGAUUGGCUAACAGCAAGAUGGAAUAGACAAGUUAUUGAAAUAGAAGAAGCGACUAAUCAAUUUCCGUCCUUCAGCCAAUUUGUGAAGUUCUUGACAAGAGAGGUGAAAAUUGCUUGCAACCCUCUCACAUCGCUGCAGGCACUGAAACAAGAUGAAGCUGAAAAAACCAAAUCCUCAAGACAUUUCAACCUUGCAGCAAAGACACUGAUCACAAGUUCCAGUGAAAAAAAUGCUGUUACAUGUCUUUUCUGCAAAAGGACUGGGCAUACAUUGCACCAAUGCAGGAAGUUUGUGGAGAAAGCAGUUAAUGAUAGAAUUAAAUUCAUUCAAAUGGAAAAGUUGUGCUUUGGUUGUCUGAAGUACGGUCAUCACUCAAAGAGUUGCAUCAGUAGGAGUGUUUGUGACAAGUGCCAGAAGCGUCAUCCUACCUGUUUGCAUGAAGAACGAACCAAAGAGAAGCAAAAACCACCACAGGCCAAGCAAAAUCGGAAUCAUGAAACUUCGAGUGAGGUUCAUGAAGAAGUACAACUAGCACAGGAUCACGAAAUGACCAGAACUGCUACUUCAAAUACGGUAAUGCUUCAUGGAGCUAAAACACAAACAGCUGCAAUAGUUCCAGUGUGGCUUUCCUGCACAACACAACCAGCACAAGAAGUCCUUGUGUAUGCUUUAUUGGAUUCGCAGAGCGACACAACAUUUGUGUUGAGUGAAGUAGCAGAAACCUUACAAAUAAAUAGAGAACAAGUCAAGCUUAAGCUUUCUACCAUGACGUCAACAACUACAGUUGUGAGUUCUCAAAGAGUAAGUAACCUACAAGUCCGUGGCUUUUACUCCAGCGAGAGAAUCUCCUUACCACCAGUGUACACGCGUGAUUUCAUCCCAGCUAACAGAACUCACAUCCCAACUAAUGAAACUGCAGAGGCGUGGCCCCAUCUAGAACACUUACAGUCAGAAAUUGCACCUCUGCAGGACUGUGAAGUGGGUCUGCUUAUCGGAUAUGACUGUUCACAAGCCCUGCUUCCGAGAGAAGUUGUGGCUGGCAAAGAGAACGAGCCUUAUGCACAACGUACAGACCUUGGAUGGAGUAUUGUUGGUAAUGGGAACCCCUGUGUUGAUUAUGGGGACGCAAUUGGAAUCAGUCAUCGCAUAGUUGUGAGACAAGUAAUACCAGAUGUUGAGUCUUCUGUCAACCUCAAAAGGGUAGUGCAUUAUGUGAGCCAAACCAAAGUAAAGGAAGUAACUCCCUCAGACAUCAUAAGGAUCUUGGAAUCAGACUUCUCAGAAAGAACUGGAGAUGAUAUUGUGUCUCAAGAUGAUCUCAAGUUCCUGACAAAAUUGAGAGAAAACAUCGUGCAAAAUGAUACAGGUCAUUUUAAAAUGCCGCUGCCAUUCAAAGAAGACAGACCUAAAUUACCCAACAACAAGAUAUGUGCCAUACAUCGUUUGAAGUGCCUGGAAAGGAGACUAAAGAAAGACCAACAGUACUACAGAGACUACGUAAGCUUCAUGAAUGACAUCAUUUCAUGUGGUGAUGCAGAGAAGGUCCCUGAUGAAGAAAGUGAUGAGAAACUGGCUUGGUAUAUUCCACAUCAUGGGGUUUAUCAUCCACAGAAACCAGGGAAAAUACGUGUGGUAUUUGACUGCUCUGCCAAAUUCCAAGAAACAUCUCUCAACGACCAUCUACUCACUGGUCCAGAUUUAACGAACACAUUGGUGGGUGUCCUUUGUCGCUUUCGAAAGGGUUCUGUUGCGAUCAUGUGCGACAUUGAGAGAAUGUUCCACCAGUUUCAUGUCAAAAGGGAAGAUCAAGAUUAUUUGAGAUUCCUAUGGUGGGAGAAUGGCAACUUGGGAACCUCACCAUCAGUUUACAGAAUGAAGGUUCAUUUGUUUGGAGCGGCCUCGUCGCCUGGCUGUGCCAAUUUUGGCCUAAAACAUCUGGCAACACAAGGACAAGGUCAGUUCAAUGAAGAAACUAUACAUUUCAUCCAAAGGAAUUUCUACGUAGAUGAUGGAUUGGCAAGUGUUCCAACUGAGAAGGAAGCCAUCCAGCUUGUCAAGGAAUCACGAGAGCUUUGUAGUAUCGGACGAUUGAGACUGCAUAAGUUUGUUUCCAACUGCGAGAAUGUCAUGGCAACCAUUCCACAAGAAGAGCGUGCCACAAUCAAGGAUUUGAACAUGGCUUUGGACUUACCACAUAUGGAAAGAGCUCUUGGAGUAGAGUGGUGCGUCACGUCUGACUCAUUCAAGUUCAGAGUUCAAGUGAAAUCCAAUCCACUAACAAGAAGAGGUGUGCUCUCUACUGUGGCCUCUAUAUAUGACCCCUUGGGAUUCAUCGCACCCUUCGUCCUUGUAGGGAAACAAAUGCUCCAGCAAAUGUGUAAAGAAAGGAUUGGCUGGGAUGAGGAGCUUCCAGAAAUCCUAAAACCUCAGUGGGAGUCCUGGAUUAGAGACCUUCCCAACCUGACUAAAAUGCAAGUCAAAAGAUUCUUCUUACCUUCAGAUUUUGGUAAUGUCAAAAGGUAUGAACUUCACCAUUUUUCAGAUGCCAGUUUCUCAGGAUAUGGUGUAUGUACUUACCUGCGAGCCAUCAGUGAAUCUGAUGAAGUACAUUGCUCUUUGGUAAUGGGAAAAUCCAGAGUUGCCCCAAUCAGCGUUACUACGAUACCAAGACUGGAACUCACUGCAGCAGUUGUUGCAGCCCGAACCAGUGACAUGCUUCGCAGUGAACUGGAAAUCCAGGAUCUUCAGGAAUUCUUCUGGACAGAUUCCACUGUUGUUCUUGGCUACAUAAACAACGACGCCAGAAGGUUUCAGGUAUAUGUAGCAAAUCGCAUACAGAGGAUCAAGUCAAGUACAAACCCUGAACAAUGGGGUUAUGUCGCUUCAGAAGAUAAUCCAGCUGAUCAUGCCUCUCGAGGUUUGACUGCAGAGCGACUUAGGACCUCAAAUUGGUUUACCGGCCCAACAUUUCUUUGGCAAAAAGAACUUCCUGGCAGACAAUGCAAGGUGGGAGAAAUCAAGGAGGAUGAUCCUGAACUCCGCAAGGUGAUUGUGUGUAACACUAAGUCAAAGGAAGACAGAUCAUUGUUGGAUAACUUCAAGAAAUUCUCUGACUGGUCAAGGUUAUCAAGAGCAGUUGCCAGACUGAAACGAUACAUCAGAAUGCACAAAGGUAUUCAGCAAAGAACAAGUGAUAGCACAAGUCUAGAGGAAAGAAAAGAAGCAGAACUUGUUAUUAUCAAGUUGGUUCAGGAAGAAGCAUUCUCAGAUGAGAUAAAGAGCUUGAAACGAAAGACGGUAGUUGAAAACAGUCCACUGUGCAAGUUAAAUCCUUUCUUGGAUGAUGAAGGGAUCUUAAGAGUGGGAGGACGUUUAAGUCAAGCCACGUUGCACCCUCAUGUGAAGCACCCAGCAAUUCUGCCAAAGAAUAGCCACGUAGCAACUUUACUAAUCAAGCAUUUUCAUGAAAGAAUCCAUCAUCAAGGACGUGGAAUGACAAUGAAUGAACUGAGAGCGAAUGGUUGGUGGAUCCUGGGAUAUAGCGGUGCAGUUUCAUCACAUAUUUUUAAAUGUGUGACCUGCAGGAAGUACAGAAGAUCCACUGAAGAGCAAAAAAUGGGUGACUUGCCACAAGAUAGGACAGCAACAACACCACCUUUUACUUACGUUGGCAUGGACUGCUUUGGUCCAAUCUAUGUUAAGGAAGGAAGAAAGACUCUCAAAAGAUAUGGUCUUUUGUUUACCUGUCUAUGUUCAAGAGCCAUACAUAUAGAAGUGGUUGAUGACAUGACAACUGAUGCAUUUCUCAAUGCUUUAAGGGCAUUCAUUGCCAUAAGAGGAAAUGUUCGACAGCUAAGAUCCGACCAAGGAACCAAUUUUGUUGGUGCUAGGAGAGAGUUCAUGGAGUUAAUGAAAGGAAUGGAUCAAGAAAAGACUAAGACUCUAGGAUGUGAAUUUCUCAUGAACCCCCCAACAGCAAGCCAUAUGGGAGGUGUCUGGGAGCGUCAAAUAAGGACUAUAAGAAGUGUUCUUACCGCUAUUCUCGAUCAGUCAUCACAAAGGCUUGACUGCACCUCCUUAAGAACCUUUCUGUAUGAGGUCAUGGCUAUCAUCAAUAGCAGACCACUCACGACUGAACAUUUGAAUGAUCCAUCAGGCCCUGAACCAUUGACUCCAAACCAUAUCUUAACAAUGAAGUCCAAAAUCAUUCUGCCCCCGCCUGGAGAGUUUGUCAAAGAAGAUGUUUAUCUUAGGAAAAGAUGGCGUCGAGUGCAGUGUUUGGCUAAUAUGUUUUGGACCCGAUGGAAGAAAGAAUAUCUUCUAAAUUUACAAGAGCGACAAAAGUGGCGGAAGAACAGAAGGAACAUCAAGGUUGACGACAUUGUCCUUCUACAAGAUGAUCUGGCACCACGCAAUGAGUGGAAGAUGGCUAGAGUCACAGAAGUUUAUCCAGGAUCGGAUAAUCGAGUGAGGAGAAUAAAGCUGCUCGUCAGUGAUACACAUGACAAAGGAGGGAGCCGCACAGCUAAAACUGUUGUUCUUGAGAGACCUGUUCAAAGAGUGGUUACUCUCUUAGAAGCAGACUAAAUGGUUGUUUGCUCGAAGUUACCUGACAAAGGGUUGAUAACGAGAAUUCUUUGUUGAUGAGUAGAAAUGCUUGUUUGCAGAGACUAUUUCAUUAGGGAAAUCCCACGUAAAGAUUUGUGUGAUUUGGUGGGAGUGUAGCUGUUGGCAUGAUGACACUGUAUAUAAUUUGGAUUAUUUCUUUAUCUUGUCAAGAUCCAUGUCAUGAUUGUAAACUGUUUAAGCUGUACAUUACUUUGUUUGUUUUUUGUAGUCAACAUUUUGGUGCUUUUAUUUUGAAAGUCAAGUUCUCUGACAAGUUGCGCUAGUUUCCUCCUUGGGUAGAAAGAAGAAAAACACCUGUAAGCGCGCAGAAAGGAUGGUUUUAUUCGAAGACACGUUAAGUGGACUUUAACUACACGCGAUUAAAGGAAACCUCAGAAGAACGGCGGCUAAUUCCCUUUUUGCAGCAUGCAGCCAACGAGGUAUUUAUUGAUUUAUCAUGUUUGUUGUACAGUGUUAUUUUUAGUGCUGUGUCUUAUGCUGAGUUUUAUUUUGUUAAUACUGUAUAGUUUUCACGGUGGCUUUGGAGAGAAGUCUUCAAAUAAACCAGUGACAGAAAACCACUUGCGUCUGCCUGUGCUUCGAGGGAAUUAUAUUUAUCAUCUAUUAUCACACCAAGAAACUUUUGUUCAAGAACUCUUUCAAUUUCCGCACCAUCUAUAUGAAUCUGCACUUGUGUGUUUCUUUGGGAAUUCCCAAAUAAGACGAUUUUAGUUUUACUUAGAUUUGUUUGUUUGUCACUCUUGUAUCCAGCAGCUCCUUUAGAUUCCCCCCAAAACAAAAAAUAUUUGAGUCGUUUGCAAAUAAUACUAAUUUUCAUAUAUCAGAUACCUUACAAAUGUAAUUUAUAUAAAUAAUAAAUAAUUUAGUACCCAGUACAGAGCCUUGUGGAACACCACAUGCAAAGUCCAAGCAUGAUGAGAAAUAUUCACCCAGCUUCUGUUUCCUGUCACUAACUUUUCACCCAGUGCAGUACAACCCCCCUGAUCCCGUACCGUUCCAGUUUAUUAAUUAAUAUGUGAUGAUUGAUGUGGGGAAUGAGGACCCAGGCGCGGAGCUCUGUGUGUAAACAGUGCAUUUAUUUACAGUGUAUGGAAACAAACAACGACAAAUCCCCGUGCUCUCCCGACUCCCGUGACGUGUCCUCUUCCCAGUGCUAGUACUCCUGUCUCCACUUUUCCGUGAUGAGCACCCCGUGCUCGCUGUCCUCUCGUCUCCCCGCUACUCCUCGGGACAUAAGAGAGAGGCAGCCGUCAGACACACAAUAAUGCAGCAGACUUAAACUAGGAACUGGUCGAGAGACUAACGGGAAGCCACGCAAUGAUCCAGCGUCGGAGACAGCUCCACCACACUCUCAAGUAGCUCCUCCAACGAGGCCUGAUCAGCUGCAGGUGUGUCACGGUCUUCAGGUGUGGCCAAUCACCUGCCAGGGCCACACACACACACACACACACACACACACCUACAUACACAUAUAUCUACAAGCAGGGAGAACAAGGGACAGCAAUACAAAAUACAUAUAUUAUAAUACUAGUCCAUAACUGCUCAGGAUCCCUGGAUCGCUCAGACCCAGGACCCUGACAACUUUGUUGUCCAGAACUAUUUUUAAUGAUAGUAUUUAAAAUAUCCGAUAUUCCCUGUUUUACUAUAAUACUCCUUUCUACAUACGCGUAUAAUAUUGGUCAACUUAUUUUUGUAUUUUUUAUAUUUAAGAUAAGAUAAAAACUUUAUUUAUCACGAAGGAAAUUCUUUUGUCAUCAACAUGCUCACUGCAGCAAGAGGAAAAAGAUAAAAACGAGUGCACAAGAAUAGAAUGCAAUAGAAUAAAAUAAAAUAACAUACCUAUCAAUAAAAGUGAUAGGUCCUCGUGAUGAUUUCUGUUGGGUCUGUGUUUCCACAAGCCCCGCUGGUUUAGAAACUUAUUCUCGUUAACGACAAAAACAAGACGAACAUCUUUUACUUGCUAGCAAGGGAGGCCCCAGCCGGUGUCUCAGAAAGCACUCUGAAUCC
Oreochromis niloticus (Nile tilapia) is the source of this 8895-nucleotide messenger RNA. RefSeq lists its product as uncharacterized. The record is from RefSeq and is a predicted model, not a curated record. NCBI's taxonomy places the organism in Eukaryota, Metazoa, Chordata, Actinopteri, Cichliformes, Cichlidae. Gene Ontology annotation, biological process: DNA integration. Gene Ontology annotation, molecular function: zinc ion binding; nucleic acid binding. The coding region runs from base 1489 to 6846 and encodes 1785 amino acids. The transcript is spliced from 2 exons.